AUGGCUCUUCAUCAGGUUGACCCUCUUGUCCAAGACUUCAUCAACGUUGUCGAUGGAAGAAAAGGGUGGAGGGAGAACUUUGAGACUGCCAUCACAACUGCUCGCAGGGAUGCCGAGGACGACAUGAACCAUCAGAAGAUCCAUAAUCUGGCAGAUUUUUUCCGUUACGUCAAUGACUUCCUGCAUUGGGUGCCGAGGGUGGACGGCACCGGGGACGAAGUCCUUCGCAAGAUUUGCGUCUUCUACUGGGUCUUUGACCAGCCCAGCGUUCGCGGUUAUCAAAGCAAGCUGGAUCCCAACAACACCGAGGGCCCCCUGACCUUCAUGUCGUACUGGCUCGUCAACUACGCCCAGCAGCUGGGAAGCUUCCUGGACCGUCCGGAAUCCCUAACGACACAGACCCUGGAUACAUUCUACAACAACCCCAACUACAAUGCCGAAGCAGAUCAGUGGCUCGAGCCACGCGGCGGCUGGAAGUCGUUUAAUCAGUUCUUCGCUCGGCAUCUGAAGCCUGGCUCGCGGCCCAUCAGCGAGCCCGACAAUCCCAAAGUUGUCGUCAUGCCGGCAGACUCUACAUUUGACGGCUGGGCUGAUAUCAAGGAUGGGGUGGUCAAUCUCCCCGGCGGCACGGAUGAGGUCAAGCUCAAGGGUAUUUCCUGGAAGAUUAGCGACCUGUUGCAGGACAGCGACUACAAAGACGAGUUUCGGAACGGCGUAUUUAUGCACUCGUUCCUCUCGACUCAUGACUAUCAUCGGGAACAUGCGUGUGUGGGUGGAAGGGUGCUCGAUGUCAAGAACAUCCAAGGCCAGGUUUACCUCGAGGUUGACGCUUCGCCUGAAAGGAAAAGGGGCCUGGUGCCGAUUAGGCCGUUGCCCUUGCCUCGACGGGGAAAGGGACGGGGCAUUAUCCCCCCGGACCGCGCUGGAUACCAGUGGUGCCAGACACGCGGUCUUAUUGUGAUUGACGGCGGAGACAUUGGCCUUGUUGCUAUAUUGCCGAUUGGCAUGGCGCAGGUCUCGUCGGUCGUCAUGACAGCUCAAGUGGGCUCUACCCUGGCCAAGGGCGAUGAGAUAUCGUACUUUCAGUUUGGCGGAUCCGACAUUGUCGUCGUCUUUCAGAAAAAGGUCAAGUUUCUCGACGCUCCAUUGGGCCAGCAUUUCAAGAUGGGCCAAAAAAUUGCCACGUUUGCUUGA
Metarhizium acridum CQMa 102 is the source of this 1194-nucleotide messenger RNA. RefSeq lists its product as uncharacterized. Gene Ontology annotation, biological process: phospholipid biosynthetic process. The record is from RefSeq and is a predicted model, not a curated record. Gene Ontology annotation, molecular function: phosphatidylserine decarboxylase activity. Lineage: Eukaryota; Fungi; Ascomycota; Sordariomycetes; Hypocreales; Clavicipitaceae.